AUGUCCGAGCUUGGCAACGACACGCUUCAGAACAGCUCCCAUAACGGCCAUGGUUCGGGCAAGCGGCCCGACAUGACCAGCUCUUCCGCGCCUCAGGCUCACACCAAGGGCCUCGUCACUGUCCAGCCCUUGCGACGAUCCGAGAUGCAACCUUCCUACAAGCAGAACCUCGGCCUUGACACUGUCGAACACGGCUUCUAUGGUUCGAUGAUCAACGGUAUCGGUGCUAUCGCCGGUUGCUUCGGUCAGAUCCCCUUUUGCUUCUGCUGUCCCAACCCUUUCAAAGAAGUGGAGCAAGGAAGUGUCGGACUGGUCUCUCGCUUUGGGAGGUUCUAUAGGAGUGAGGACCCAGGUCUAGUUCAAGUCAACCGUUGUAGCGAAUCUCUUCGACGAGUCGACGUAAAGAUCCAAACACUUAGUGUGGCCCAGAUGUCGUGCAUCACGCGUGACUCUGUUUCAGUCUCGUUGGACUCUGUCGUCUUCUGGCACAUCUCGAACCCUUAUCGAGCCGCCUUUGGUAUUGCCGAUGUCAAGUCAGCUUUGACAGAACGAGCUCAAACUACACUGCGAAACGUAGUCGGAGGGCGAACUUUGCAGUCUUUGGUCACGGAUCGAGAGCAAGUGGCGCUCGAAGUGCAAGAGAUUGUUGGAGACGUAGCCGAUCGAUGGGGUGUUCAAAUCGAAUCCAUCCUCAUCAAGGAUAUUCUCUUCUCCAAAGAACUUCAAGAAUCUCUCAGCUCAGCUGCAAAGCAGAGACGGAUUGGUGAGAGUAAAGUGAUUGCAGCUCAGGCUGAAGUUGAUGCUGCUCGACUCAUGCGUCAGGCGGCCGACAUUUUGGCUUCCAAGAGUGCCAUGCAGAUCCGUGCACUCGAGAGUCUACAGGCAAUGGCAAAGACUGCCAACAGCAAGGUCAUCUUUGUUCCCAUGAACCUCAACUCUCUUUCGGAGAACGACGAUUUGCCUCCUGGUGGUACUGGCCCGGGGGCUAAUAUUGCGCCUAGUGGAGCAGCAGCGUCUGCUUCCGGGUCUGGAGGCAACAGACAGGCGAGUAUGAUCAAUACUGCUGCUUUGACGCAGUUGGCUGAGAUGUAA
Molecule: messenger RNA, 1092 nt
Organism: Ustilago hordei
Lineage: Eukaryota; Fungi; Basidiomycota; Ustilaginomycetes; Ustilaginales; Ustilaginaceae
Exons: 1
Coding region: 1-1092 (363 amino acids)
Cellular component (GO): plasma membrane
Source: RefSeq, a predicted model, not a curated record